Nanorana parkeri is the source of this 1706-nucleotide messenger RNA. It is a transcript of the gene OGFRL1, whose product is annotated as opioid growth factor receptor like 1. The transcript is spliced from 7 exons. Gene Ontology annotation, cellular component: membrane. NCBI's taxonomy places the organism in Eukaryota, Metazoa, Chordata, Amphibia, Anura, Dicroglossidae. The coding region runs from base 150 to 1544 and encodes 464 amino acids. The record is from RefSeq and is a predicted model, not a curated record. Gene Ontology annotation, molecular function: opioid growth factor receptor activity.
CUCCGAUGAGUGAAUGAUUCAUAUAGAAGGGGAUCACCUCUCUCCUCCGCUGUCUGUGACAGCUCAGCACACACACAACACUCAGGCCUGGGGCUCCGACAUAUCCGCACUGACAUGACCGUCCCCGGGCUACCACAGCACUAGAUCCAAUGGGGAACCUCCUGAACGGGGUCAGCUUCAAGGAACCCACCACUGUGGAGGAGUGUGACUCCACCUGGGAGACGGACUCCGGGGGAGAAGAGGAACAGGGGGAUGAGGAUGACGAAGGCUUGGAGAGUGGAGCGGAGGAGCAGGGACCGGACAGCAGCCAGAAUGGCAACACACCGGAACAGAACAUCAAACCAAAGAGAAGCUUUUAUGCAGCAAGAGAUCUGUACAAGUAUCGACACCAAUACCCACAGAAUUUUAAAGAUCUUCGUGGUCAGAAUGACUUGUGCAAUCUCAGAUUUUACAUGAACAAGAUCCCUUAUAAGCCUGACGGGGUAUAUAUUGAAGACAUUUUAAACAAAUGGAAAUCUGACUAUGAUAAAUUGGAACAUAAUCAUACGUAUAUACAAUGGCUUUUUCCUCUAAGAGAGCAAGGUUUAAAUUUCUAUGCCAAGGAACUGACCUCAUAUGAAAUUGAGGAAUUUAAAAAGACAAAGGAAGCAACCAAAAGAUUCAUUAUGGCGUACAAGAUAAUGCUGGAAUUUUUUGGAUUAAAGUUGGUAGACAAGAAUGGAAAUGUAUCCAGAGCUGCAAACUGGCAAGAUAGAUUUACGCACUUAAAUGAAUCUCAGCACAACUAUUUAAGAAUCACACGCAUAUUGAAAAGUCUUGGAGAACUUGGGUAUGAACAUUAUAAGCCUCCCUUAGUAAAAGUCUUUCUUCAGGAGUCCAUUGUUGAAAACACCAUCCCAAAUAUGAAACAAAGUGCUCUGGAGUAUUUUGUUUAUGCUAUAAAAGAUAGGAGGGAAAGAAGAAGACUUUUACGGUAUGCCUACCAUUAUUUCCAGCCUCCUGAGCACUUUAUUUGGGGACCCCCCACAAAACAGAAAACUCGGCAAACUAAAUCAGUUCAAAAGACCACACCUCUGAAUAGAUCCUUGAGAAAACAUUCACAGAAGUCUAAGGAUGCUAAUACUGAGCAAGAACAGGAAACACCAACAAUCAUUUGUUCUGAGGAAAAGCUAACCGGAAAUUCUCAAGUUGAAGAGACCAAGCAGGAAACUGUGGAUGUUAAUCCCUCAGAUGAAUCAGCGGAGGACUUUAAGGACAAAAUGGCAGCUGAGACUGAUGAUGCCGAGAUAGAAAAGUCUGCACUGAAACAUUUGCCCACAGGAAUAGAUGACGCAACAAAUUCUCCCCUUCGUGAAAAUGAAUUAAUGGGACACAAUACAGAAGAUCUCAGCAAUGAAAGCAAUACAGACAGCAUUUUAAUAGUUGACAUCAUUGAUGAAGGUAGUAAAGAUUGCUUGUGCAGCUUGUCUCCUGGCUCAACUGCCACUGCUGAAAGCAUCAUACCUUCAGAAAAAAAACUUGAAAAGGAAGACAAAGCCAAAUGAGAGAAUUAUAGCAACAAUGUAUAGGAAUUAUAUCAUUAUUACAUGAAAACAUAAAACUUUAUGUCAAAUAAAACUAUAUAAAAUGUAGCACUGAACUCCCAAAUAAGAUUACACGUUUUCUAUCUUUGCAAUAGUAAAAACUAGCAAUUUAUGAAUCACUUU